Molecule: messenger RNA, 795 nt
Organism: Phyllostomus discolor (pale spear-nosed bat)
Lineage: Eukaryota; Metazoa; Chordata; Mammalia; Chiroptera; Phyllostomidae
Product: kallikrein-7-like
Exons: 7
Coding region: 1-795 (264 amino acids)
Biological process (GO): proteolysis; positive regulation of antibacterial peptide production
Molecular function (GO): serine-type endopeptidase activity
Source: RefSeq, a predicted model, not a curated record
AUGAGGAAGAAGGAAGUCCCAGCAGAAGACGCCUUUCCUCCUUCCUCCAAGCAGCAGCCCCCGGACGGCCCCAGAGGCCACAUGGCAGGUCCCUGUCUCUCGCCCCUGCUGAUCCUGCUGCUGUCCUUAGCCCUGGGAGCUGCUGGACUAGAAGCCAACAACACCGGCGAAAGGAUUAUUAAUGGAUUUCUGUGUCCAAAAGGCAAGCAGCCCUGGCAGGUGGCCCUGUUUGACGGUCAUAAGUUCCACUGUUCAGGCGUGCUGCUCAGCGAGCUGUGGGUGCUCACGGUCGCCCACUGCCACCUGAGGGAGUACACCGUGCAAAUGGGCAGUGAUAUUUUACUCCAUGGGGAUGUGCAGAGAAUCAGGGCCACAAAGUCAUUCAUCCACCCUCGGUUUAGUGGAGUCACGCACGUUAAUGACCUCAUGCUGGUGAAGCUGAGCGCUCCAGCCCCGCUGUCCUCCACGGUGAAGAUAAUCAGCGUGUCCUCCCAAUGCAAACCUCCUGGGACCAAAUGUACUGUUUCCGGCUGGGGCAGCAUUGCCAUGGAUAUAGUGACAUACCCAAAAGCGCUCAUGUGCUCGCAGGUCAGCAUCUAUCCCUACAUGUACUGCAAGAGGACUUUUCCUACAAUAUCGAGAAGAUACAUGACCUGUGCUGCUCCCCCUAACAGACUCUCCUACAUGUGCAAAGAGGUGGCAGUGGAGCUGACCGAUGCCAGAAGCCCCACCCCCUUUGUCAAUGAUUGGCCCCUGAAGAUGAUGCUCCAAGGCAUCAUUCCUCCCCACUGGUGA